GCAUCAGCUUUCCAGUUGUUGUCCCUACCUGUACCACUCCUUUAAAACCUUCCUUCCGCACAUCAAAUCUCCAAAGUUUCCUUAACUACAUUUAUCUUAAAACGGAAAAAAUAUAGAAAAAAAAAGAUGGGCAAAAAAAUGAAGCUCCCCUCUCUUCUCAAGAACACUUCUGCUUCUGCUUCUUCUUCUUCUUCUUCUUGGGCUUGGCCUUCAUGUCACCAACCAAAAACCCACUCUUUCAGAGCCACCAAAGAAAUCUUCAAGACCUACUUCGACGCCACCGUCACCGCCAUGGACACGCUACUUCUCAACACCUCCGAAGACUCCUUCUUCACCGUGUCUCCGGACUCCACCAGCUUCUCAACCACUUCCGACGACGACUAUACACCGUCAACAAAAGACGACUCAUCUCGAGUGGAUUUCAGAAAGUCCAUGGAAGAAAUGGUGGAGGCUCAUGGAGUGAAAGAUUGGGAAGGUCUUGAAGCGCUUCUUGGUUGGUACUUGAAGGUUAAUGGGAAGAGCAAUCAUGGAUAUAUAGUUGGUGCUUUCGUUGAUUUAUUAGUCUCUCUUACACUUGCUUCAUCUUCUUCUUCUACUACUUCAUCUUCUGAUUCUCCUUCUUCUUCUUCUUCCUAUUCUCCUUCUUCUCCUUUGUCCUUUUAUAGUUCUUCACUCUCUUCCUCUUGUGUUUCUUGCUUGGAGGCUGAACAAGAACCACAAGAGGUUGAUGAUGGUGAUGAUAAUGAUACUCCUCCUGCUUCUUCGUCUUCGUUGUUGGAGCAAGAUAAGGAGGAGAUCAAAUAUGAACAUGUUGCUUCUUCUUCUUCUUCAUCUUCCUCAAAAGUCUAAGUUUUUGUUUAUCAUAAAACUAUUCAUCAUCAAACUUUAAACUUAUUAGACAGAUAUAUGUAUCGAAAAGAAUUGUAUUAUUGUUGUGUACUUUUUAGGCUCCAAAAAUUCUAUUAUUAUGUAUCUCUUUUUUGGAAUAUAUCCGAAUUUUAUUAUUCGGAUGGACUGAUCUGACUCAUAGUAGAUUGUAUCUGCUACUCCUAACACGAUAUGUGGCUUCUAGCAGAAUUGUAAUUUAUUAGUAUAAGUAACAAUUUCUUUUUCAUGAUUUUCAUGGCGAGCUAAUUUCUUAUCCAAUAUAUGUGCGCUGGCCUUCAUGGAGGGGAACUUGAGAGUAUUAUCACUUUCUAUUUUUCCCAAUUUAAUUAUGAGAAUGUUUUAAAAACUAAGCUUACACAGUUAAUAUUGCAGUCAAUACCAACGUAUAUAAGAAAUACAAUAUUGAAAUUAGGAAAUUAGUUGCUUUAAUAUUAUUUCUUAUCAUUCCACUUUAAUUAUAUAUGUUCC
Arachis duranensis is the source of this 1356-nucleotide messenger RNA. Its product is annotated as transcription repressor OFP15-like. The record is from RefSeq and is a predicted model, not a curated record. NCBI's taxonomy places the organism in Eukaryota, Viridiplantae, Streptophyta, Magnoliopsida, Fabales, Fabaceae. Gene Ontology annotation, biological process: negative regulation of DNA-templated transcription.